Trichomycterus rosablanca is the source of this 2458-nucleotide messenger RNA. It is a transcript of the gene mfrp, whose product is annotated as membrane frizzled-related protein. Gene Ontology annotation, molecular function: protein binding. The transcript is spliced from 13 exons. The record is from RefSeq and is a predicted model, not a curated record. Lineage: Eukaryota; Metazoa; Chordata; Actinopteri; Siluriformes; Trichomycteridae. The coding region runs from base 1 to 1764 and encodes 587 amino acids.
AUGGCGGAAUCUAAAAAGUCCAUCCACGACACUGAUUUGUCUAAGAAUAUUUUUUGCAAUCCAGCAUUUGAGCCAGACAAUGAGUGUGAUGAAAUGAAAGAAGUGUUUAUGGUUGCCAUAUCCCCAGAACCUACCAAAUCUUCUGGAACUCGAGACUGCAGCGUGAUCAGUCUGUGUGUGGUGUGUAUGAGGGAGAAGCGGUGCAGCUGGCGAGCGCUGGUGGUUAUAGCAGCUGCUCUGUUGUUGUUGGCUGUCCUGGCCCUCACAUUAGUUCUUGUACUCCAACACAUAAAUGGAGACCAGUCUGAGGAAAGAAUGUUGUCUCAAAACUCAUGGAGUGGAGAUACUACACCACAGAUUCCAGUCCCAAAUCUUACCAUUCUUUCUCCUGAAUACAGCUCACUAGCUCCAAGUCUUGAGCAAGAGUCCACCCCCUUUAAAGUGUGUGGUGGAGUCCUGACUGAUUCAGAGGGCCUUAUUAGCUCUCCAAACCACCCCAACCCAUACCCUCCUGACUCUAUGUGUGUCUGGGUGAUAAGGGUGUCUCACCCGUAUGUGGUCCAGCUCCACAUCUCCUUCCUGGCGAUCGAGGGACCAUCACCAUGCCUCUUUGAUUGGCUGGAGCUUAGAGAAGAAAUGGAGCAAAGUACUACAGUCAGUAGGUACUGUGGCAAUGUGGCUCCCCCCACAAUAAACACAAACAGCAGCACUGUAUGGGUGUCGUUCCGAUCCGACAGCAGUAUCGGCGGCAAUGGCUUCACUGCACAGUAUCAUGCCAUCCUUCUGUGGCAAAAAAGCUGCUCUAAAGAGGAGUUUAUGUGUGACAGCGGCAGGUGCUUGUUACCUGUGUCUGUUUGUGACAGCCAUCCAAACUGUCUGGACCAAACAGAUGAAGCCAACUGCAGCCAGGAACACAAUAACUGUGGAGGUCAGAAGACCGGUCCUAGUGGUUCACUGUCCAGUCCAAAUCACCCAAAGCCGUAUCCUAACCAGCAGAGAUGUACAUGGCAAAUAUUUGCAGAGGAAGGUCAACUUAUCAGAUUAAGUUUUCACAACUUUAGCCUGGAGACUCAAGAUAACUGUGAGUUUGACUACGUCGAGGUGCAUGACAGUUCCAGUGCUAAAGAUGGCAGUGUGCUAGGGAGGUACUGUGGCUCAGAUCUUCCUCCUGUCCUGACCUCGUCUGGGCCUGUAUUUACUGUGGUCUUUGUGGCUGAUGAAGGUGUUGCUGACAGUGGGUUUUAUGCCUUCUAUCAGGUCAUCGCUGUCUUACAAAGAAGCUGCAGUCCUGAUCAGUUUGCCUGCACCACAGGGGAAUGUCUGCACCAAGACUGGCUCUGUGACGGCUGGAACGACUGCACAGAUGGUGCAGACGAACAAAACUGCAGCAAUGCGACCUACCCUUCCUUUACUUCAUCUUGUGAACCUCUUUGGGUAGAGAUGUGCCAAGGUCUAAGCUAUAACCUUACAUCCUUCCCCAACAUAUGGCUUUCAAUUGCUGAUCAGAGAGAAGCUGCCCACAUGCUUCUGCAAUACAAGGUUUUAAUGGAUCUGGACUGUUACGAGCCCUUGCGCCAGCUUGUGUGUGCUUUAUUCGUACCACAGUGCAGCAUUCAGGGUGGAGUGUUGCAGCCAUGUAGCUCAGUGUGUUCUGCAGCAGAACAGCACUGCGCUCGCGAUGUGGAGCUCUUUAGCUUAAGCUGGCCCUUUAACUGCCAGCUGCUGCCUCACUUGCAUGGCGAUACACAGUGCUCGCUGCCCUAAAAUAUACUACUGCUAGGACAGAUGUUUCCAUGAUUUAUGGUGGUACUGUUUAUUAUUUAUUAGGAUUUUACUGUCAUGUUUUUACACACUUUGGUUACAUUCAUGACAUAUGUGGUAAUUAUUUCUUACACAAGAUUCAUCAGUUCACCAGUUUAAUGUCAAACAGUCAUGGACAAUUUUGCAUCUUCAAUUCACCUCACUUGUAUUUUUUUGGACUGUGGGAGGAAACCGGAGCACCGGGAGUAAACCCAUGCAGACACGGGGAGAACAUGCAAACUCCACAAAGAGGCCACACAAACACAGGACCUUGCUGUGAGGCAACAGUGCUACCCACUUAGCCACUGUGCCGCCCCACCAGUUUAAUGUCAAACACAGUCAUGGACAAUUUUGUAUCUCCAGUUAACCUGCCUGCAUGUCUUUGGACUGUAGGGGGGAAACCGGAGCUCCCUGACGAAACCCACACAGACAAGCCCCUUGUCUUGAACAUGCAAACUUCACACCGAAAGGGCCCGGACCGCCCCACCUGGGGAUCAAACCCAGGACCUUCUUGCUGUGAGGUGACAGUGCUACACUGAGCCACCGUGUCGCCCGGUACUGUUUAUACUGACUGUGGAUCCUAAACGUUUAUUGUAAAUCAUUUUAUACUUAUAAAAUACUUAUAGAAGGUGGAUAAAGUUCAAAAAACGAUGCAGUG